Messenger RNA from Mastomys coucha (southern multimammate mouse), 868 nucleotides. It is a transcript of the gene Mdk, whose product is annotated as midkine. The transcript has 5 exons. The record is from RefSeq and is a predicted model, not a curated record. Gene Ontology annotation, molecular function: growth factor activity. NCBI's taxonomy places the organism in Eukaryota, Metazoa, Chordata, Mammalia, Rodentia, Muridae. Bases 177 to 599 code for a protein of 140 amino acids.
GGGGAGGUGCGGGUUUGAGGGAAGGGGGCGGGUCGGGUCCUUCCUUGGGGUGGGGGGAGGGGCGGGGGCCCAUGUGACCGGCUCAGACCGGUUCUGGAGACAAAAGGGGCCUUAGCGGCCUUAGCGGGACAGGCCGUAGCAGGAGGGAGCGAAGCAUCGAGACGGCAGUGAGCGAGAUGCAGCACCGAAGCUUCUUCCUUCUCGCCCUUCUUGCCCUCUUGGUGGUCACAUCCGCGGUGGCCAAAAAAAAAGAGAAGGUGAAGAAGGGCAGCGAGUGUUCGGAGUGGACCUGGGGGCCCUGCACCCCCAGCAGCAAGGACUGCGGCAUGGGUUUCCGCGAGGGUACCUGUGGGGCCCAGACCCAGCGCGUCCAUUGCAAGGUGCCCUGCAACUGGAAGAAGGAAUUUGGAGCCGACUGCAAAUACAAGUUUGAGAGCUGGGGGGCGUGUGAUGGGAGCACUGGCACUAAAGCCCGCCAAGGGACCCUGAAGAAGGCUCGGUACAAUGCCCAGUGCCAGGAGACCAUCCGCGUGACCAAGCCCUGCACCUCCAAGACCAAGUCGAAGACCAAAGCUAAGAAAGGAAAAGGAAAGGACUAAGUCAGGAGGCCAGGGAGCCUCUGGCCUUGCCAGGAGUCUGGACGGAACCCUCCUCUCCCACAGGCCCAAGAUAUAACCCACCAGUGCCUUUUGUCUUCCUGUCAGCUUUGUCAAUCACGCCUGCCCUUUCAUGCCCACAUCAAGUGCCCAAAGUGGGGAGGGACAAGGGAUUCUGGGAAGUGAGCCUCCUCAUACCCCCUUUUGUUCUUCCCACCCUGAUACCUGUUAUUAAGAAAUGAAUAAAAUAAACUCACUUUUUUCCAAUAAAA